Molecule: messenger RNA, 1683 nt
Organism: Entelurus aequoreus (snake pipefish)
Lineage: Eukaryota; Metazoa; Chordata; Actinopteri; Syngnathiformes; Syngnathidae
Gene: tor1
Product: torsin family 1
Exons: 5
Coding region: 95-1099 (334 amino acids)
Biological process (GO): nuclear membrane organization; protein localization to nucleus
Cellular component (GO): nuclear envelope; endoplasmic reticulum; endoplasmic reticulum lumen
Molecular function (GO): ATP hydrolysis activity; ATP binding; kinesin binding
Source: RefSeq, a predicted model, not a curated record
GUUGUUCGGUGACGUCAUGAUCCGGGUCCCGAAUCCUUGACUUGUGUUGGUUUCCAGGGGCAGAACUUCCCAGGCUCUGGAGAGUCAUCUCGACAUGAAGCUGCACGUCCUGCUGCUGUCCACGCUAUUGUGCUCCGGCACCACGGAGGCCAUCGAGCCCAUCAGCACCAGCAUCGCGGUGGGCAUGGCGGCGGCUUUAACGGGCUUCUUAGCCAGCUACCAGAACAUUUUCUACUACUUCAACGAGUGCUGUCGCCCCGAGUGGAUUUGCUUCAACAGAACAGGUCUGCAAGCCAGCCUGCAGACUAAACUGUUCGGACAACAUAUCGCAUCGAAUAUCAUCCUGAAGGCGGUGAGCGGCUUCAUGAACAAUGACAACCCCAAGAAGCCGCUGGUGCUCUCCCUGCACGGUUGGACCGGCACCGGCAAGAACUUUGUCAGUUCGCUCAUCGCAGAGAACAUUUACAAGGAGGGAAUGAACAGUGACUUUGUUCACAUCUUUACGUCAGAGCUACACUUUCCCCACAUCUCUCAGAUGGACACCUACAAGACUCAGCUGCAGCAGUGGAUUAAAGGCAACGUCAGCAGCUGUGCUCAGUCAAUGUUCAUCUUUGACGAGAUGGACAAAAUGCACCCGGGACUGAUUGACAGCAUCAAGCCAUACCUGGACUACUACGACAAGUUGGACGGCAUCUCCUACCGCAAAGCCAUCUUCAUCUUUCUCAGCAACGCUGGAGGAGAGAGCAUCACACAGACUGCUUUAGAGUUCUGGAACGCGGGUCGCAAACGGGAGGAGAUGGAGCUGAAAGACGUGGAGACGUCGCUCUCUAUGUCUGUGUUCAACAACAAGAGAAGCGGUCUGUGGCACACGAGUCUCAUCGACAAGAACCUGGUGGACUUCUUCGUCCCCUUCCUGCCGCUGGAGUACGAUCACGUGUUGGAGUGCGCCAUGGCCGCCAUGAAGGCGCGAGGCCUCCAGCCCGACAUCUCCGUCGCCGACAAGGUGGCGAAGGAUCUGGUCUACUUCCCCAAAUCCGAGCGCAUCUUCUCAGUGAAAGGCUGCAAGACCAUCGAGAGCAAGCUGGACUUCUACACCUAGCGGAAGGACGCCAAAGUUUUCACUUGGGAAGGAAGGAGCAUCCGCCAAACAACUGCAGGAAUGUGCAGCCAGCGAGAAACUGUCUGAACUUUUGAUGACGUCAGCAGUGUCGCUCACACGGAAUGAAGGUUGAUGUCCUCCAAGAAUAUUGGAACUUUUUUUCCCGACAUUUUUAACCAACUGUCCUUUUUAAAUAGUUUAUUUUUCAGUUACAAAUGCCUUCUUUUAUUUCUGGUCAUUUUUGUCCACUGAGGUUACCAGAAACUAAUCAAAGGAGAUGGUUGAUGCAUCUCAUGUGUUAAAAAGUGUGGUUUUCCACUGCCAAACAAUUUUAUUUAACAGAUGAACACUUUUUCUAAGAACACCUGUUAAUUCCUCUUCAUCUUGCCGCUCUCCAAUAGAUUAUACAAUUUUGCCACAGAGAAAAAUGUUGAAUGAAAUUUAGGAGUUCUUCAUUUCUGAAUCAUGAAAAUGAUUCCUACUGUUUUGUUUUAAAGUGAGUAAACAACAUCAAAUCGCUCCCCGCUAUCUGAAAAUGAACUGACAUGGUAGUGAAAAUAAAACCAUGAGCUUUUCUUCUUUCA